Molecule: messenger RNA, 1557 nt
Organism: Morone saxatilis (striped sea-bass)
Lineage: Eukaryota; Metazoa; Chordata; Actinopteri; Moronidae
Product: lanC-like protein 2
Exons: 4
Biological process (GO): peptide modification; carbohydrate metabolic process
Cellular component (GO): plasma membrane
Source: RefSeq, a predicted model, not a curated record
GAACCCAUCUUUCUCUACUCAAAGGCAUCACCUCUACAAAAGAGCUCUAGUCCUGCUUCUUUUUCUAUUGUUUUUCUUGUUGUCAGUAAAUGUUGCCAAAGCAGGCCAGUAUUACUGAACUCUGUCUCUGUCUGUCUCCAGCCAGGAGGAAAGGUGCAUCUAGACAUUCUGUCAGAGUUAGUGCGUCCUAGCAUCGACUACGUCCGCCACAAGAAGUUUCGUUCUGGGAACUUCCCAUCGUCGCUGAGUAACGAGAGUGAUCGCCUGGUUCACUGGUGCCACGGAGCCCCUGGUGUCAUCCAUAUGCUCAUAAUGGCUCAUAAGGUGUUUAAAGAGGAGAAGUACUUAAAGGAGGCUGUGGAAUGCGCUGAAGUGAUCUGGCAGCGGGGCCUGCUCAGAAAAGGCUACGGCAUCUGCCAUGGCACCGCCGGCAACGGCUACGCCUUCCUGUCCCUUUACAAGCUCACCCAGGAGAAGAAAUACCUUUACCGCGUCUGCAAGUUUGCCGAGUGGUGUUUGGCAUAUGGGACCCACGGCUGUCGCAUUCCAGACAGACCGUACUCUCUUUUUGAAGGUAUGGCAGGGACCAUCUACUACCUGUCAGAGAUGGCAAACCCUGAAGCCUCCUGUUUCCCUGCCUUUGAACUUUGACCUUCCAACUGAUGGGACGAUGAUGAAGGGGGACGGGGACAAACUGUUCUUUGCUGGAACACUGGACUAGGAUGAUUUUCUUUCAGCUUUUGGUCAUGAGGCAGUAGUGACCAAAUUAGACUGAAAAUGAAGACCAGGCUCAAACUGAGAAGAGUGGGUGCAAUUGAUUGUUUGUUGGGGUUAACAUAGUUUGGUUUAUGAAAUUGAAAACAUACACAAGGAGAUAAAGAAGGACCAAACUACAGGUUGAAUGUUGAUGGAUAUUUCCCUAUUUAAUUAUCGACGCUUUAAUCCUGUGGGUCAGAUCUCACGAGUCCUUCAGCUCUGAGGUCCCCCGUCAUCCUCCAGUGUCGGGGUGAAGACGUGGACCCCAUGUCUCCUCCUCACCCAUUACUAUAUAUUGCCAGCUGGCAUGGACACCGAAGAACACACUCUGCCCUCAGCCUUUAAUAUUGUAGCACAUAGGCCAAGAAAGAGGGUGUGUGUGUGGUGUGUGUGUUUGUGUGGAUGGAUGCGUGUGUGUGAAGUGAACUAAAGCUGUUUAGGUAUUUCUACGCCUCUGCAUGCUGUAUCGUAUGGCUCGUAUCCUGUCAAUGUAGUGCUUUCCUCUUCCUGUAUUUGUAGCUUUGCUGUUUCAGCUCUCCAUUUGUCACAUAGUGGCUCUUUAAUUUCACUGAGAAGUUGAAACUAGCUUACUGCGCCAGACUUUUGUCAAGUUAACCAGUACAUCAGCUGUCCAAUUUAAAACUACAGCAGGUAACUUUUUGUUAUAUUCUGAAAGAAUGAAUAUAUCCUGACAGUAGUAAAUCAGACAGAUAAUCUGUGAAAAAAUCAGGUUCCUCUGGCUCCUCCUAGUGCGGGACUAGGGUCUGAAUGAAAACAACCAAAUCAGAGCCAAGAAUGAUA